Molecule: messenger RNA, 1502 nt
Organism: Coffea arabica (coffee)
Lineage: Eukaryota; Viridiplantae; Streptophyta; Magnoliopsida; Gentianales; Rubiaceae
Source: RefSeq, a predicted model, not a curated record
CCCGACUCAAUUGCAGUAUUCUAGCAUAGACAGCUGGUGAUCUUUUUGAAUCCGGCUGUCACAAGUACUAACUCAUCUAGCUGAGAAUACAACAAAUCUUCUUUGGCAAGCCCUUAGACAAUUUUGUUUUCUGAAAGACUCCAGCUGAAUUAUGCUUGAAAUCACUUGUAUUAUGUGUUCUUCCUUGCAUACGGUGCCCAAUUUCUGCUGCUGUUGGAUAGCUUUUUAUAGUUAUUGCAGGUAUUCAAGUUGUGUUGUGUUUCUUGUUACCUUUUGGAAUUUACUUGCAACAUUGCAGUUUCUAAGAUAAGCGCAUGAAUUUUAAAUGACUUGGCUGCAGCAGCGAUCGCAUGUUCCAAAGUUUGGAAAUUGGGAGGGUGAAAAUGUACCCUACACGGCCUACUUUGACAAUGCGCGGAAAGACAAGAUAAGUGGUACCAGAAUGAAUCCAAAUGAUCCGGAGGAGAAUCCUGAGGCCUUCGUGUUUUCAGGAUUGAUAAACGGAGGUGAAGCUUCUGAGUUCAGCCCGACUCCUUUGCAAAGAAACCUUGUCAGGCCAAUUUCUUCAGAAAAAUACCGACAAAAGCAGCGCUAUGGUCAUUGGAGAAACACUUCUGAUGAACCAAAAAGUGUUGGUCAGAAGAGCCCUGGUUCAGAAUCAAUCACUGAUAAAAACAAUUAUGACAAUCCACACCAGCAAAAGAGAUCUGAACGCAAGAAGAGUAUGAUGACUGAGAAUAGCAAUAGUUUUAUUCCAUUGUCACCUGCACGCAGGGCAAGAGGUGGAAGUGAUACAUCUGAUGACCUUUCUUACAAUUCAGCAUCUGUUCCCAAAUUCGGGGCUUGGGAUGAACGAGACCCCAGAUCUGGAGAAGGUUUUACUGUAAUCUUCAACAAAGUGAAGGAGGAAAAACGAAUCGCUGCAUCAAAAUUCGCACCUGCACAGCAGCCUCAGUCUAGCAACAAUGCAGAAAGCCAUAAAAGGGACACUAAAUCAAAGGUCUGCAAUUUAUUUCUACAAGGAAAUGCUCGUAAUUUGGACCCGGCACGCGCAUUUAUCUCACUUUAAUCGUUGUUUCUCUGUGCAGAUGUUUUGCUGCCUGUUUUGAACUGCAACAAGUUGAUCCUGGCGGCUUGGUUCGUCCGUCUGGUUAAAGCUUGAGAAUGUAUUGGCGGCGAUACACUCUCAGUGUUUGUUUUAUUCCUUCCGCUGCAUCAACAUCAACAGGGUUUCUGCAGUAAAAUCUGGAAGUCUUGGCAUGCAUACUGGUACUACUUUUUCCGGGCAUUCAUUUCCUUUCGUCGCAUGAAUACAAGCACUUUCGGCAAAGUUUUCCAAAGGGGAGUGUGUUUUUGUAAUAGAAUCAUCAUACUAGCUAGUAUAAAGCAAAAUGUAACAAAACCUAGAGCAUUAUCAGAAUCAGUCACUUUCUAUAUCUCAGUCUACUCCGCUGGCUGAAUAUUUCGGUGCUCUUCCAUCACUUGGGAAGUGAGAAUUCUGA